Messenger RNA from Hevea brasiliensis (rubber tree), 1170 nucleotides. RefSeq names its product exosome complex component RRP4 homolog. NCBI's taxonomy places the organism in Eukaryota, Viridiplantae, Streptophyta, Magnoliopsida, Malpighiales, Euphorbiaceae. The record is from RefSeq and is a predicted model, not a curated record. Gene Ontology annotation, cellular component: nuclear exosome (RNase complex); cytoplasmic exosome (RNase complex). Gene Ontology annotation, molecular function: RNA binding. Gene Ontology annotation, biological process: CUT catabolic process; U4 snRNA 3'-end processing; exonucleolytic trimming to generate mature 3'-end of 5.8S rRNA from tricistronic rRNA transcript (SSU-rRNA, 5.8S rRNA, LSU-rRNA). The transcript has 7 exons. The coding region runs from base 79 to 1044 and encodes 321 amino acids.
UGACUUAAAAAUUAGGGUUUAAGAGCACACAGAGGAGAGGAGAGGAGAGGGGAGGAAGAAGAGGUAAAUUAACGAAAGAUGAGAGAAAUACAGCUAUCCUUGAAUCAAACUCAAAAGAUAAGAUUACAGAAAGCUCUGCAAAAGCUCGAGUCUUUGCAUUCUAAGGUCAAUUCUGAUGCUUCCGUCACCGUCGCCGAUACCAUCCCAAUCAGCCUCGAAGACAGUAUUCUCAAAGGACAUGGAACAGCAGAGCGCAACGGUGAAGUGGUGGCGACGGUCUGUGGAGUGGUGGAACGCGUUAACAUGCUUGUCUAUGUACGAUCUUUGCGCUCCAGGUUCAAGCCAGAGAUUGGAGAUAUCAUAGUGGGCCGCGUUGUUGAGGUCGCUCAAAAGCGUUGGAAAUUGGAAAUAAAUUUCAACCAAGAUGCUGUUUUAAUGCUUUCUUCGAUGAACUUGCCUGAUGGUAUUCAGAGGCGGCGAACUGCUGUGGAUGAACUGAACAUGCGCAAUGUUUUUGAGGAGAAUGAUGUUAUUUGUGCUGAAGUUCGUAAUUUUCAGAAUGAUGGGAGUUUACAACUGCAAGCAAGAAGUCAGAAGUAUGGGAAGCUUGAGAAGGGGCAAUUGCUGACAGUCCCCCCUUAUCUAGUGAAAAGACAAAAACAGCAUUUCCAUCAUCUGGUACAAUAUGGAGUUGACUUGAUACUUGGAUGUAAUGGAUUUAUAUGGGUUGGUGAACAUUGUGAUGCCAGAGACACUGUAGCAGAAGAGCAAUUAAACAAUACUGAAGAACAAAAUACCAAAUCCACUAGAGUUUCUGAAAACGUACCACUAGAGACAAGACGGAACAUUUGCAGGGUUGCAAAUGCUGUCCGUGUAUUGUCAACUUUGGGCUUCAGUUUAACUUUAGAAGUGAUAUUGGAGGCCUUUAACUUGAGUAGCACUUUGAAUCUUGGUAUAGAUGAGAUGCUUGUGUCAGAGUUCCAUGUUUUGGUAGCAGAGAAAGAAGCUGAACGACGCAGUUCAUUGACCAAAAAGAAGAGAUGACGUUGAUCUCUUUUUGUGAUCGAUGAGUUCCUAGAGUUAUGUCACUCUCGCAUGCUAAAAAAUGUAAUGUAUUUGAUGACAGCUGGGAAGGACUGUUUAGUGCAAUUAACAGGAAUUAUUUGCUCA